CCCCCCGUCGUCUUUUUUUAACGAACGAACGGCGUUGGUUUGCGGCGCCAUAUUGGAACCAUUUUAGGAAACAAAACAGUAAAAAAAUUUGGCCGGUGUAAAAAAAAACCUGCACUUUUUAAACCGACGAUGCUGUACUUGGAGGAUUACCUGGAGAUGAUCGAACAACUUCCCAUGGAUCUCCGCGACAGGUUUACGGAAAUGAGGGAGAUGGACCUGCAAGUACAGAAUGCAAUGGAUCAGUUAGAACAAAGGGUGAAUGAGUUCUUUAUCAAUGCAAAAAAGAACAAGCCAGAAUGGAGAGAGGAACAGAUGGAAGCAAUAAAGAAGGACUACUAUAAAGCCUUGGAAGAUGCUGAUGAAAAAGUCCAGUUAGCAAAUCAAAUUUAUGAUUUGGUGGACAGACAUCUACGUAAAUUAGACCAAGAACUUGCCAAAUUUAAAAUGGAGCUUGAAGCCGAUAAUGCUGGAAUUACAGAAAUAUUAGAAAGGAGAUCUUUGGAAUUGGACAAUCCACCUCAGCCAGUUAAUAACCACCAUGCUCAUUCACACACUCCACUAGAAAAACGGAAAUAUAACCCAUCUACGCAUCAUUCUGUGGACCACAUUCCUGAGAAGAAAUUCAAGUCAGAAGCUCUUUUAUCAACACUUACAUCAGAUGCUUCAAAAGAAAAUACACCAGGGUGCCGUAAUAACAAUUUAACAUCAACAUCUAACAGUGCCUACAAUGUUAAUUCAUCACAGCCCCUCAGCUCAUAUAAUCUAACCUCAUUAUCUCCAGGAGCAGGACCAGGAGCUGUAGCUAUUACAAUGGCAGCAGCCCAGGCUGUUCAAGCCACAGCACAGAUGAAGGAGGGGAGAAGGACAUCCACUAUAAAGGCCACUUAUGAAGCAUUCAAAAACAAUGAUUUUCAGCUUGCACGAGAAUUCUCUAUUUCAAGAGAAUCGACAGGUUAUUCCUCGACACUAGCCUCGACGCUUACACAGACAUUACCUACAUCAGCCACAGAUUCACGCAGUGGUCGAAAAAAUAAAAACAGCAACAAGUCUUCAAAUCACCAGUCAUCGUCAUCGUCUUCGUCAUCAUCAUCCUCUUCAUCGUCAGUAGUAGCACAAGAAAUCCCUCAGCAAACCCCAGCUUUACCAGAGUCUGAUUCUAAUAGUCAAGUCGUGACGUAUGAUCCCAAUGAGCCUCGUUAUUGUAUAUGCAAUCAGGUGUCCUAUGGAGAAAUGGUGGGAUGUGAUAAUCAAGAUUGCCCCAUUGAGUGGUUUCAUUAUGGAUGGGUUGGACUAACAGAAGCUCCAAAAGGAAAAUGGUACUGUCCACAAUGCACUGCAGCAAUGAAGAGGCGUGGCAGUCGCCACAAGUGAAACUCAAAGGCUGAGGAAUUAAUGUGACUGGUGCUUUGUCCAAACAACAAACUUUAAUAAUAACAUUGAAUGGGAGCAACAAAUUACUGCAAUAAGUGACAUUUGUGCAGUACUCUUACAUAAAUGUUCCUGUCUGAGAAUGUAAAGCUUACUGAUGAAAAUUGGAUUUUCAAUUUUUGUUUUAAGACACAGGAUGAUUAAUUAUCAAUCUCUUAUAAAUAUUCUCUUAAUAAUCUAACUGAAGCAAAAAAUCCCAAAUGUAUAGUCAAUAUUUGUUUAAAGAUGCUUUACUUUUGUGUUUAAUUAUUACUUCUGGGAAACUUAAAAGUUCAGCUGGCUGAAGUAA
Pristis pectinata (smalltooth sawfish) is the source of this 1717-nucleotide messenger RNA. It is a transcript of the gene ing3, whose product is annotated as inhibitor of growth family, member 3. Gene Ontology annotation, biological process: regulation of DNA-templated transcription. Gene Ontology annotation, cellular component: NuA4 histone acetyltransferase complex. The record is from RefSeq and is a predicted model, not a curated record. NCBI's taxonomy places the organism in Eukaryota, Metazoa, Chordata, Chondrichthyes, Rhinopristiformes, Pristidae.